AUGCUGGUCCUUAUUGGGGUCUCGGACAUCUCGACACGACAAUACUACUCCUCGGAUCUUGAGUUCUUCAGACGCAAUGACCGAGGCAUCCCUAUACCGUUGAGCCAGAGUUCUCAUAUCCCUGACCAAUAUGAGACUUCCAGUCAUCUCAGCAGUCGAACGACACCCUCUGAAACCGAAAAUAGGGCGACCAGCGGAUCAAGGAAGCGUGUGCCAGUUGCCUGCGAGAGAUGCCGGAAACGAAAAAUUAAAUGUAGUGGUAACGAGGGAGAUAAUCAAAGUUGCGCCAACUGCAAACAUGCCGGUCAUGAAGACACCUGCCGAUUUCUUCGAGUCUCGUCGAUGGAAACAGGGCCUUUUGGCUUUCGAAGUUGGCAAGGACCUCCUCGAUACUCCCCAUAUUCACUCCCUUCAAACCAUCGACUAAACUACAUAUCAUUGUCGUCAAGAUGUAAUCCACAAGCAUCUCUGCAGUAUCCUUCUGCUUCCCCAAACCUUGACUUCGGAGAAUAUGCCAAUCCAAAUCCGAAUAUCGACUGGGCAAGAACACCGUAUGUUGGAUCAUACUCUCCCUACCCGGACGAUGAGGUGACAAGGCCAUAUUCGGCCCAACCGCCACCAUAUAUCCUGCCAAACACAGACCCUAUGUCGGUAGGUAAUGGGUACUAUGUCCAUACGCAGGGAGUUCGCCCACAUCUUGAAAUGCUUUGGGCCGACCCUCAGCAUUGCAUGCCUCAGCCCACCUCUCAGUUACCAAAUUCAACCUUCACAGUUACCUCCGAAGCUCCACAGUCCUUCCACACGAUUGGACUUUCCGGAAACCUCCCCUCAGACCGGAUUCUCCCAACGCCGAUUACGGGUCGAAGUUUCAUUCCUCCCCCCAUCAUUUCGAUGGACAGCAUUCCCCUGUCCACGUCAAACCAUCGGUAUCACACUUACUGGACCAGUGAAACAGCGACAUCUGACCAGCAAGUUUCUGCUCCGGUGGACCCAAGUGCAUCUCCAGAUCAGUCCAAGGAGACGAGAGAUACAUCGUAUACACUUCAAGACAUGCCUUAUGGCCAAAUGUCUUCGGGGGAAAGCCUUUCCACCACGGCCGUAUCAUCCGGGCUUCCACUGACUAUCAACGAAACGCAACCUUCACCUAAUAGGACUAUCACAUCGCCAGAGGAGGUCCAACCGCAAGCACAACAAACGGGCCCGGGAUUGAGGCUAAGAACGGUGUCUCAGGAGAGCCUCAAGUCCACUCCUGAAAGCACCCCAAUGACAUAUGGAUACAAAGGCUCAGUCAGCGGGCGCAUCUCACGUCUGAGAAAUGCUACAGGUCGACUCUCGAGCGGAUCACUCUAUGGUCGUACGCAGAUGGCUCCACGAAGAAAUCCGACCUCAGAUGACUACAGCCAUGAGUGCUCUAGCUACCAAACUGAUUCGAAUCGCGCUUCAGUUGCCCCAAUCAGCAAUGUCUCAUCGGGUUAUUGA
Molecule: messenger RNA, 1479 nt
Organism: Rhinocladiella mackenziei CBS 650.93
Lineage: Eukaryota; Fungi; Ascomycota; Eurotiomycetes; Chaetothyriales; Herpotrichiellaceae
Exons: 4
Coding region: 1-1479 (492 amino acids)
Biological process (GO): regulation of DNA-templated transcription
Molecular function (GO): zinc ion binding; DNA-binding transcription factor activity, RNA polymerase II-specific
Source: RefSeq, a predicted model, not a curated record